GAGUGUGUGGGAUCGUUUGCCCAGUCACACUGGAAACUUUUCACCCCUCCUGCUUUUAUAUUUUUCACUGGGACGUUUUCGUGCACCGAAGUGGCGCAUUAAACAGCGCAGAAUUGCUGAUGUAGUGCAAAACUAUGUGAAGAUGGACUUAAUGAAGCUUAUCGGAACGGUUUUGGCAGUUUGUUAUCAUCCAGGCUGCGCGCUGAAAGGGUUCUCGAGUCAGCGAAUAUGCCGCCGGGGCAUCGAGAGGCCUUGCUAUAAGAUCGCCUACCACCAGGACAGUACGUUCAGGGUUGGUUUUGAGGAGGCCAGAUGGGCAUGCAGAGAAGAUGACGGAGAACUGCUCAGUAUCGAAUCCGAAAAUGAGCAAAAGCUGGUGGAGAAAUUUGUUCGAGGGUCACAGGUCGCUUACGGGGACUUCUGGAUCGGUCUGAGAAGAAACCAGGGCCGCAGAGGGUCAGGAGCCGGGGACUGCUUAUCACACUAUUAUUGGCUGGAUCGGAGUCGGACCACCUACAGGAACUGGCUGUUUGAAGAGCCCUCAUGUGGUUCUGCACACUGUGUGGCUUUGUACCACAGACCCAGCGCUUCUGCUCCUCAGCAAGGCAGCCGGAUGUUCAAAUGGAUUCACAGCAACUGCAACAUCAAGAACAACUUCAUAUGCAAGUACUCAGAAGAAAAAUCCCUGGUUCCCACUGCUGCAGGAAAUUCCAGCACUCGCUCAGACGUAACCCUGAAACCAAAACAACUACCUGCCACUUCGGAUUAUGAAAAAGUAAAAACAGGAUUUUCUGAAUCAUCAGUGACUGUAUCAGAUGCCUCCAUCAAUGUUUACUACAUCCUGCUGGGUACUGUGCCUGUCCUGCUGCUGCUCAUACUGGUGGUCUCAGUGGUCCUCUGUUACAGAGUCGUGGCUAAGAAGAAAACAGAACAAAAUGAAAUCUAUGCUGUUCCUGGACAGUGGUUAUCAUCUUCUGCCCUGAAGAACACCAGCGCCUACGCUCCCAAAAAAAUCCCCACCCAGCAUGUCGCCCAUCUGGAAUACAUGAGCUCAGAAAUCAGCAGAACGUAUAGUAUCACAGAUCCCAGCAGCCCCUCACUGGACUACGAGAACGUCCCGAGCGGCACCACGGGCUUCGUCACCAACGCCAUCUACGAGACCUGCCGCCCUCCAGCGGGCAUGGAGGCGGGGUGGGUGGAAAACGACAUCUAUGGAUAGUAAACAUGUCCAGUAAUGGAAGAAAUCCAAGUGACCUCCAGCACAACUGGCUGGAAAUCAUCUCAUCUCUUUCUGUCCUUGAUUUUGUACUUUGAUUUGCUCUUUAUUAAACCAAUGUGAAGGACAUGGGGUCCUGUAAACACUCGUCCCCCGGGGGACAGCAGGUACAGUUUUCUAAAAAUAAAGAAUAGAAAGAAUCACAAAGGUGUCAUCAGCUCGGAGCCACUUCCUCCGUGUAUGCCAGUUUCCGAAAACAGGACGGUCCAUUCCGAAAGCCUCACCGAUGACCCUUCUGCUCAUCUGAACAAUGUCCUGUCCUGUCUCACUGCUCAUGUCCCUUUUGUUUUUCAGACUCUAAUGAUCCGGCUGUGCACUACCAGAUCAAAGACAGUUUUGUUAAGCUUGCUAAAGGAAUUCCUCUCACUUAACUAUACAUUUGUGAACGUUUUAUUAUUUUUUAUUGUUCUCAAUGUGUUGUUUUGAUAAAGAGUUACUAAUUUGAGGAUUUAUAUGUAUAUUUGCAUGGAGAGUGCAACCGAAGCUAGUAAGAACAGGAGCAACAGCCUCUAAGCACAUGGUAACAAAUACGUAGCUCACUUGACAGAAAACAGUGUCACCUGUGUUCCAGCAGCAUCUAAUUCAUGGUGCAUUUAUUGCAUAUAACGAUUUCAAGAAUAAAAGGCCCUUAAAAAUGUAUGUCAAAUUUUACCUUCAACUGUAUACAUGAUUUAUUUAUAUGUGAAUUUGAUUGUAUAGUCGUCAUGGCAACAGUUUUGGUUUUUGUAUGAUGCAUGCAGCAGGUGUGUUGAAACGAACAUCAUAUUCAAACAUUUUUAACACUAUCUAAGGACUAAUAAACUGGUUUAAAAGGA
This is a messenger RNA of Trichomycterus rosablanca, 2091 nucleotides long. It is a transcript of the gene laynb, whose product is annotated as layilin b. The transcript is spliced from 7 exons. Lineage: Eukaryota; Metazoa; Chordata; Actinopteri; Siluriformes; Trichomycteridae. The record is from RefSeq and is a predicted model, not a curated record. Bases 143 to 1219 code for a protein of 358 amino acids.